CUUUUGAUACAUGUAGAACUGAUGUCUGGCGAAGUAAUUAAGCUCCCUUUUUUACUUUUGGUUUCCUAUUUUUGUGUAUGGCUUUGUUGUGGAAGCAGGUGCUUCAACUUGAACAAUGCACGCAAUUUGCAGCUGAUACGGUAAUAAAGAAAGCUUUAGCUUGGUAUUCAAAUAGCUUGCCCAGUCUUCGUGUCAUAUCUCUAGAAGGAGCAUGUCAAUUAUCCCCUACUGGGCUAAAAGCACUUGUCAUGUCAGCACCUGCACUAAGCUCUGUAAAUUUGAGCCAUUGCGCCCUUCUAACCAACGUUGGUAUCAAAAUUUUGGCCAAUUCUUUAAAAUCAACACUGAGGGAGCUCAACAUCAGCUACUGCCCAAAAAUAGAUGCAAUGGAUGUGCAUCUUUCAUUGAUGGAGUUGGAGCAUUUGGAAGCGUUGUCAGUUGCUGGAAUUUACGCAGUCUGCGACAGAUUUGUUAGUUACAUAUUAUGUGCACUUGGGCAUAACAUAAAGAAGCUUGAUUUUGCUGAUUGUCCGAGUUUGACCAAGUAUGCUCUCCAACACAUUGCGCAUUACAGCAGGGGCUUACUGUCAUUAAACCUAUCAAACUUGGUUGGACUGCCAAAUAUGGGAUUGGAAUAUCUUGGUGAUGGUUGUAGACGAAUUGAAACACUUAAACUUUGCGCCAAUAGAUUCAGUGAUGACACAAUUGCUGCAUUUUUGGAAGCUUCUGGACAGUCUUUGAAGGAACUUUCUCUCAACCAUGUUAAGGAGGUUGGCUCCCAAACUGCCUAUUCCAUUGCCAAAUAUUCAACAAAUUUGUUGAGUUUGGAUUUAUCUGGGUGCAAGAAAAUAACAGAUCAGGCACUGGGAUUGAUUGUUGACAGUUGCAAGUCACUGAAGUUGUUGAAACUCUUCUGCUGUACGCAGAUAACAGAUGUAUUUCUCAAUCGGCACUCAAACCCCAUGGUGCAUAUCGUUGGGUUGCAGUCGACAUCAUCACGGGAUAUCGUGAGCCACUUCGAGUCUUCAGAAGAUUUUUUGGAGUAUUCGCCUCUCAAAUUUUUAUCUGAUGACACAGACAGAAAAAACUCUGGUUCUUCCGAACCAGUUCUGAAGAAGAGAAGACAAGGCAAACUGAUGGAAGCAGAGACUGAGUUUUCAAUGAAAAGAAAAUAAGAGAUAGAGGGCUUUAUUGCAUUCUUUUUCCAAACUUUUUCAUUCUUUGUGCCAAAAUUUAUGUUUUAGGAAAGAGCAUAAUGUACAUUUGGUUAUGCCAAAGAUAACAGAUUACUAGCAUUUUGCAGCAACUGGGGAACUGCAACUGAGACAUCUGGGCCGUUAUCAGUUUUGCUGUCAUUCUUUUAUAGUGAAAAUUUUAUAGUACAAUAAUGCUUCAGUCUGUAAUACUGAAUUUCAAAGUGGU
Messenger RNA from Coffea arabica (coffee), 1422 nucleotides. Its product is annotated as DNA repair protein rhp7-like. The record is from RefSeq and is a predicted model, not a curated record. Gene Ontology annotation, cellular component: SCF ubiquitin ligase complex. Gene Ontology annotation, molecular function: protein binding. Gene Ontology annotation, biological process: SCF-dependent proteasomal ubiquitin-dependent protein catabolic process. NCBI's taxonomy places the organism in Eukaryota, Viridiplantae, Streptophyta, Magnoliopsida, Gentianales, Rubiaceae.